Bufo bufo (common toad) is the source of this 595-nucleotide messenger RNA. RefSeq names its product prostate stem cell antigen-like. The record is from RefSeq and is a predicted model, not a curated record. NCBI's taxonomy places the organism in Eukaryota, Metazoa, Chordata, Amphibia, Anura, Bufonidae. The transcript has 3 exons. Bases 10 to 405 code for a protein of 131 amino acids.
ACGUACAAGAUGAAGACCCUUUUGGUUAGCGCUGUGUUGCUGCUAAGCAUGGCCCAGCUAGGCUACUCCACUCUCUGCUACACCUGCACUAUGGCUCUCAGUGACUCCCCCUGUAUGCAGGUGGCCAACUGCACCGGAGCAACGCCAUUAUGUGGAACAAACAAAAUUAAUGGCGUCGUUAUGACGUAUAUCAGCAAGUUCUGCUCCGCCGCCUGCAUUACAGCCUCCGGAAAUUUCACCGUAGUGUCAGUCACAGAAAGCUGCUGCAAGUCAGACCUGUGCAACAACGAGAAGAUCGGAGAUGUCAACAGCAUAAUCCUUGGGAGCGGCAGCAGCGGUCUGACAGGCGGCGCCUUCCUGCUGGUCGCCAUCAGCGGUCUCCUGAGCGCCAUUUUUGCCAUGUAAAUGUAACAAUGGGGAUGAAUAGAUCCGGGGACAAUGUUUCCUAACAGAACAUAUGAGAAUUCAUCUGUACACUGCAGGAGGAGGCGAGGCAUGGGGCACAGUCUACCUCCUACCAUCCUUCUACUGUAUAGAGGUGGAUUCUCCUUAAUAAUUGCUGUCUCCUGCACAAAAUAUACAUCUUGUAAAAGAA